AUGCCCGAGUAUAUGCAGGCAUCGCAGUCGCCGCGGUUGAACGCGUUCCUUAUUGGGGCGUCAGCCGGCUCUCUCAAUGGCGCUGUGCUGAACGGCAUGCAGGUAGUGAAGUACCGCAUGUGGAAUUUGGAGGGGAACCCUUCAUUCCUUGCGGUGGCGCGGGAGCUUUACUCUGAGAGCGGAACGCGCAUUUUCUUUCGCGGCGCUGGCGCGACGGCCCUCCGCGACUGUGUGUUUGGAGUGGUGUACGAGUCGUGCCGGCGCACCAACACCCUUAAGGACCUGCUCGACCCCUACGUGCUCUCUGCGGAGCGACGGGCCCAGCUGUUCCAGGGUGCGGCGGUGGCGCCUAGUUGCCGGAUCACACGUGAUGAUGAGGCUUCUCACAGCGAUGGCGAGCGGGAGCCUAUUUGGAAGAGUACGAAGUGCGGCACAUGCGCUUUUAUCUCCAACCUAAUCGCCGCGCUGCUCGCUUCAAUCGCGAGCUCACCGUUUAAUUACCUCCGAUCAGUGAUAUACGGCGCCCCAUCGGGCUCUGUACCGAUGCGCUACGCCUCCCUUCUUCAUUCCUUCCUUUUCCAGGCGCGUUUCAUUUAUUACCGUGGCGAGAGCUUUACCGAUGGGAAAUCUGUUGGUGUGGGAGGGGGGCAGCCACUGCCGCCAGCUGGGAAGGCCUACCAGCAGUACCGCUUGUCCAAAGAGGUGGAGCGGCUGCGGGGAAAACUCACGGCGCGCGCUGUUCGGCGCAGUCGGCACCCGAUGGCCGCGUGGCGUUGGGUGAACAGUCGGCUGAAUAUUGGGUGGGGGUCUGUCCGUGUCGGCCUUGGCAUGGCGAUUGGGCAGAGCCUGUUUCACAUGCUGCAAGAUAUCCUUCGAGGUGUGUGA
Messenger RNA from Trypanosoma grayi, 885 nucleotides. Its product is annotated as mitochondrial carrier domain-containing protein. Gene Ontology annotation, cellular component: mitochondrion. Bases 1 to 885 code for a protein of 294 amino acids. Lineage: Eukaryota; Euglenozoa; Kinetoplastea; Trypanosomatida; Trypanosomatidae. Gene Ontology annotation, molecular function: glycine transmembrane transporter activity. Gene Ontology annotation, biological process: glycine import into mitochondrion. The transcript has a single exon. The record is from RefSeq and is a predicted model, not a curated record.